This is a messenger RNA of Asparagus officinalis (garden asparagus), 2684 nucleotides long. Its product is annotated as probable pre-mRNA-splicing factor ATP-dependent RNA helicase DEAH2. Bases 171 to 2348 code for a protein of 725 amino acids. The transcript is spliced from 7 exons. Gene Ontology annotation, molecular function: ATP binding; RNA binding; RNA helicase activity. Gene Ontology annotation, cellular component: intracellular anatomical structure. The record is from RefSeq and is a predicted model, not a curated record. NCBI's taxonomy places the organism in Eukaryota, Viridiplantae, Streptophyta, Magnoliopsida, Asparagales, Asparagaceae.
AUAAAUAAAUCCUCCCCCUUCUCCACAAAACAAAAUUAGGGUUUUCAACCUCAACCUCGAGAACCUUCGAUUCCCGACCCCCAAACCCUAAUCCCCUCCAUAAAUACCCCGCCUCCGUCAAUCUCCCCCAAAUCCCGAACCCUAGAAUCCCCCGAAACCCUAACCUCCCAAUGUCAACAGAGCGCAAGCGAAAGGUAAGCCUCUUCGACGUCGUCGACGAGACCUCGGUCUCCGCCAAGAUCGCCAAAACCAACGGCUCCAAUUUCUCCGGCAAGGUCUCGUACCCGGCAUCGAUAAACCGAUGGAGCGGCCGCCCGUACUCCGCUCGGUACUUCGAGAUCCUCGAGAAGAGGAGGACGCUGCCGGUUUGGCAGCAGAAAGAGGAGUUCUUGCAGGUUGUCAGGAAGAAUCAGACCCUUGUUCUUGUUGGUGAGACUGGUAGUGGAAAGACCACGCAGAUUCCCCAAUUUGUUUUGGAAUUAGAGGACUUAGGUAAACGUCCAAUGGUUGCUUGUACUCAGCCAAGGAGAGUCGCUACAAUGUCGGGUUCUCAUCGUGUAGCUGAGGAGAUGGAUGUCACAAUAGGGGAAGAAGUCGGGUAUAGCAUCCGUUUUGAGGAUUGCAGUAGCAACAAAACAAUUCUCAAGUACCUAACUGAUGGUAUGCUCUUAAGAGAGGCUAUGGCUGACCCACUUCUUGAGAGAUACAAGGUUAUAAUACUUGAUGAAGCUCACGAGCGAACCUUAGCAACAGAUGUCCUGUUUGGGCUUCUGAAAGAGGUUUUGAGAAAUAGGCCUGAUAUGAAGUUAAUUGUGAUGAGUGCUACCCUUGAGGCUGAGAAAUUUCAGGGAUACUUCAAUGGGGCACCAUUGAUGAAGGUGCCUGGAAGGCUGCACCCUGUGGAAAUUUUCUAUACCCAAGAUCCAGAGAGAGAUUACUUGGAAGCUGCCAUCCGGACAGUUGUACAAAUACACAUGUGUGAGCCUCCAGGUGAUAUACUUGUUUUUCUUACUGGUGAGGAAGAGAUAGAAGAUGCAUGCAAGAAGAUCACGAAGGAAAUCAAUAAUUUGGGAGAUCAAGUUGGUCCCGUAAAAGUAGUUCCGUUGUACUCUACAUUGCCUCCAGCAAUGCAGCAGAAAAUUUUUGACUCUGCCCCUCUUCCAUUAAAAGAGGGUGGCCCUCCUGGGAGAAAGAUUGUGGCUUCAACCAAUAUUGCAGAAACUUCACUUACAAUUGAUGGAAUAGUAUAUGUUAUUGAUCCCGGGUUCUCUAAGCAAAAGGUUUAUAACCCAAGGAUUCGUGUGGAAUCUUUACUGGUGUCUCCUAUAUCAAAGGCAAGUGCGCACCAGAGGUCAGGUCGUGCUGGUAGAACACAACCUGGAAAAUGCUUUAGACUUUACACAGAGAGGAGUUUCAAUAAUGAUCUGCAACCACAGACAUAUCCUGAGAUUCUUCGGUCUAAUUUGGCAAAUACUGUUCUUACAUUGAAGAAACUUGGCAUCGAUGAUCUUGUCCAUUUUGACUUCAUGGAUCCUCCAGCACCUGAGACUUUGAUGCGUGCUUUGGAGGUCUUGAACUACCUGGGGGCACUGGAUGAUGAAGGAAACUUGACCAAGUUGGGUGAGAUUAUGAGUGAGUUUCCUCUCGACCCGCAGAUGGCAAAAAUGCUCGUUGUCAGUCCGGAUUUCAAUUGCUCCAAUGAGAUCCUUUCCAUAUCUGCAAUGCUCUCAGUACCCAAUUGCUUUCUCAGGCCUAGGGAAGCUCAGAAAGCUGCAGACGAAGCUAAAGCUCGAUUUGGCCACAUUGAUGGGGAUCACCUCACACUUCUCAACGUCUACCAUGCGUACAAGCAAAACAAUGAAGAUCCUAAUUGGUGUUAUGAGAAUUUCAUCAACCAAAGGACAAUGAAGGCCGCUGAUAAUGUGAGAGGACAACUAGUCAGGAUCAUGGCCAGAUUCAACCUCAAGCUAUGCAGCACAGACUUCAAUAGUCGAGACUAUUAUAUCAACAUCAGAAAGGCUAUGUUGUCAGGAUACUUCAUGCAGGUAGCUCAUCUUGAAAGAACCGGACACUACUUGACAGUAAAAGAUAACCAGGUGGUUCAUCUCCAUCCUUCAAACUGCCUUGAUCAUAAGCCUGAGUGGGUCAUCUACAAUGAAUACGUGUUGACAAGCAGAAACUUCAUUCGCACGGUGACAGACAUCCGUGGAGAGUGGUUGAUUGACAUUGCCCCACACUACUAUGAUCUGAGCAAUUUCCCAUCAUGCGAAGCAAAGAGAGUCCUCGAAAGGCUUUACAAUAAACGAGAGAGGGAGAAGGGCGAAAGCAAGAGCAGGAGCCGGGCAUAGUUACAAUCCAGUGCUCGAGAUAUAUAUAUUAUAAUUAAACCAAACUGAGAGCGUUUGAACCACAAACUGAGUCUCAACAGUUUUUGCAGUUUACCUGCAAUAUUUUUUCUAGUGUUCUGCAUUCAGGCGAUCAUUUGGAAUUUAGAGAGCGGUCAGAAUGGCUCAUCUUCAACGAACAGCCUUAUUCCCAUUUCUAAUUUACCGCUAUUUUUGGCUUUUUGUUAAGUCAUCUAAGAAUUUAACCGGAUACUUGUAGUUUAUGAUUAUGACUAGGGGUGCACUCGGUCCGGAUACGGCUCGGACAUGAUGUCUAUCAUAUCUAUAUCCGCUUACUCA